Staurois parvus is the source of this 245-nucleotide messenger RNA. The record is from the annotation of a GenBank genome assembly. NCBI's taxonomy places the organism in Eukaryota, Metazoa, Chordata, Amphibia, Anura, Ranidae.
UGCCCGCAAUUUCAAAUCAUUAAAGUGUUACUAAACCCAGGACCCUGCAUUCACUAUAACUGGUCUCCCACAGACCCUGCAUUCACUGUAUCUGGUCUCCCACAGUACUCAGAACAUAGAAAUGCAAUUAUUUUAGUAAAUAUAAACUGCUAAAUACCUUUUCUCACCACUAUAGCAGUCUUGUGACUUCUAUCCAGUGGCCGGUCGAACACUCGUAAAGCUUGUAAGAGUUUUCAUUCUCCUCU